AUAAGAAGGAUAGAGAAGAGCUAGCUGCUGCCCAGGAACUGCAGGACCAGCUGUCAGCAUGUUUUCAGAACCAGACUACUGUGAAACAACUGGAAGAACAUGUGCAACGCCUUGAAAUUCAAAAUACCAAAUUGGAAGCCACUGUUCACGAACAAAGUGACAAGAUUGAAGCCCUGCUGAGAGACCUGCAAGCUUCUGCCUCAUUGCGGGAAGUGGAAGAAAAAUAUCUUAAUUCUGAGCGUUGUGUUCAGAACUUGGUGGCUACCUUGGAUAAGAAGGAAAGAGAAACAACAGCUACUGCCCUGAAACUGCAGGACCAACUGUCAGUACAUUUGGAAACUGUGAAACAACUGGAAAAACACAUGCAACACCUUGGAUUUGAAAAGAGCAGUUUGGAAGCCACUGUCCAGCAACAAAGGAACAAGAUUGAAGCCCUGCAGAGAGACCUGCAAGCCACUACCUCAGAAAAGGCAGCCAUUCAAGACUUCAUAAAACAAAGCAGACCCAGUCAUCAUGACUCACUGACCAACCAGCUAAAAGACAGAAUUAGAGAUCUUGAAUGUGAAUUGGAUAAAAUAAAAAACACUCAACAAGAGAGCACUUUACAAAAACAAUGCACACAGGCAGAAGUGGAAAAGUACAAGGAGCUAUAUCUGGAGGAAGUGAAAAUUAGCAAAUGCGAAGCAAAGGAACUGGAAAGGCAUGUCCAUAUUUUUUUGAGCGGUAAUAAUAACAGUGACUCCUGUUUCCUCAUCCACCUUCCUUCCAAAUCACACUUCUCCACAUGCUCAGUGUCAGGUGUAGAAGCAUGAGAUGGCGUAAUUCUGGUGAAAGACUCUUACCCUUCAUCAGACUUCUCUUAAUUUCUUUUUAGUGUUUCAGCAGCAACACCACAGUAGCAACAUUAUGGCAUUAACACCAUACUUUUCAAGUUGAUGUUGUUUUAACUGGCAGCUUUUUUAACAGUCUCUAUAAUCUCUUUAUCUGGCAUACCACACAAAAGAUUAAUUUCAUGUCCGUUACUCUCUGUGUAUGAAUAGGCCCCUCAGAGAACAGAACUGGAUUCUGUGAAGGAAAAACAGAAAUUAUCUCUUUUGAUUUCUGUUUAAGCAGUGGCUCUGAGUUUUCCUUGGGAAGGGAAGCCCAGAGUUGUUAUGGAGGUGACAUACCUUCCAGAAGAAGCUGUGUAAACACAUGGCUUUCACAAAAGGCUUUGAAGCCCUCAUGCUGAGUAGUCCUAAGCAUUGGUGACACUUGCUGCUCUUUGCACCCUAGUGUGACGUCUUAGAAACAGGCCCUCCAAACAAGCUCAGGUGAAAUGAUGGACUAUUUUUGGAGGCUCUUCAUCUCAGAAAUCAAAUAAUAGUCAAGAACCUAGAGAGUAACUUUGGUUACAAAGGUAAUUGUUUGUGUGCUUCCAAAU
Parus major (Great Tit) is the source of this 1423-nucleotide messenger RNA. RefSeq names its product ankyrin repeat domain-containing protein 26-like. NCBI's taxonomy places the organism in Eukaryota, Metazoa, Chordata, Aves, Passeriformes, Paridae. Bases 363 to 812 code for a protein of 149 amino acids. The transcript is spliced from 5 exons. The record is from RefSeq and is a predicted model, not a curated record.